GCCACUGACGUAAGUUUUCGUCAGCUGCUCUGUUGACAAGUGACUGACUGACUAUUUGCUGAAAAAAUAUCAUCCAUUUAGGAACCUUAACUAUGGAGGGUAAUAGAGACGAAGCCGAGAGGUGCAUAGAAUUUGCAGAAAGAUUCAUAUUGGAAGGCAAAAUAGACAAAGCAGAAAAGUUUCUGAAUAAAGCAGAACGUCUCUUCCCAACUUCACGGGCAAAGGAAUUGUUGGAGCGAGUCAAAUUUACCCAGCAAUCAGGAGGAAAUGAAGGGCCACGUCAAAGGAAGACAUCAACCUCUGGUCCUACAAGUGAACCUACUUCAACUAAGAAGGAGACACCAUCAUCAGAGUACAAUAAGGAUCAUGUAGAGGCUGUGAAACGGAUCAAGAAAUGCAAGGACUACUAUGAAAUAUUGGGAGUUGACAAAGAAGCCACUGACAGUGAAAUUAAGAAAGCUUAUAAAAAGUUAGCUCUGCAGUUGCAUCCUGAUAAAAAUAAAGUACCAGGAUCUGCUGAAGCUUUCAAAGCAAUUGGUAAUGCUGUAGCUGUUCUCACGGAUGCUGAAAAACGGAAGCAGUAUGACUUGUAUGGAAAUGCUGACGAAAGAGUUACCCACACACAUACUCAAGCUCAUGAGUAUAAUUAUUCCAGAGGAUUUGAAGCGGACCUCACUGCUGAAGAACUUUUCAACCUGUUCUUUGGUGGUGGCUUACCAAGCCAAAAUGUGUAUGUUAGGAGAGGAGGCAGAUGGCAGAGGACAGCAGAGCAUCAUAACCACCAAAGAGGAGAGCCAAGCAAUUAUGGUGUUGCAAUGCAGAUGCUUCCAAUUUUACUGCUUAUUUUAUUGUCCAUGAUGAGUGGAUUCUUCAUAUCGGAUCCUAUAUACAGCCUCCAGCCCAGCUCUAAAUUUUCUAUUCAAAGAAAAACAAUGAAUCUUAAAGUGCCAUACUAUGUGAAGGAUAAUUUUCACACUGAACAUCAAGGCAGUAUGCGAAGACUGGAAAUGUCAGUUGAAGAAGAUUAUAUCCAAAACUUGAGACAAGCUUGUUACAGAGAGAAGAAUUACCGAGAAACAUUAUUUUGGAAAGCCCGAAAUUUUGGUGAUAGAGAUUUGUAUGAAAAAGCACAGAACAUGAGGCUCUCCAACUGUGAACAGCUUCAAAAUAUGCAAGGGGUUCACUGAAGGCUCAAAAUUCACUUGUUUUGUUAUUUCACCACAUUUUCCUUAUGUUAUUUAAUUGUUUAUGUUUGUCAGCUAGAACAAUGUUUUUCUUGUGUUUUGAAUCUUGCCUGAAUUGUGAAAGGAAGCACUCUUAUUUGCAUAAUUCAAUAGAGAUGGUUUACAUCACUGUCUUUCUGCAAUAUAAUGAUCAUGCAAUCAUUUUUUACUGAUUGUUCAAAAGAGGCUUUGUUAAUUGAAACAGAAACUUCCAAUACAGUACCUCAAAAAUUCCUUCUUUUUUUUUGUAUAUAGUAUUGAUUAAUGUGAAAUUUUUAGUUACUCAAUUGCAAAGAGGGCAGCUGUAUGGAUGGGGUUAUUUAUUACAUUGUGGAAGAGGAAACUUGAUAAGCCAAGGCCUAAAACAAUUUUUUUUUUUUUUCACAUCCUUUUCUUUGGGUUUUAUGAAUCUAAGUUAGAAUGCAUUUUCAACUGUGUUAUUGCAUGAGUAAGCUUUGAUUUUAUGUUGUUUUCUUUGAACUUGAAUUAUCAGUAUCAUAAACAUGUACAGUGGAACCUGCUUAUGAUGUAAUUAACUUGCAGGAAAUCUCAUGAAUUUUAACAAGAUACGUGGUGGUCAGGAUUUCUUAGCAGAUGUGAUAUUCCAUUUUAGAACAUUGUAAGCGAACCCCAUUAUAAGCAGGUUUCACUGUACAUCAAGUUUAGUUUUCAUUCUUUCAUAAUUAUUUAUUCUUCUGAGUCAAGAAUUGUGAUUCUCAAAUGUUUGUACAUUUUAUACUGAAUGUUGUUUUAUCCAACUUUUCAUUAUGUAUGUAGGAUUUUUGUCACUCUUCCAUCUAAAAUAUUAUUCCAUUCUCAUGUUGCAUGUGAAUUUACUGUACAUUGGGCUAACUGAAUGAACUCGCCGUUUGUGAAGUCUAUCUGUUGUUGCUUUCAUGAUAUAUAAUUUAUGUGCGUUGUAGAAAUUUGACCAAUUAUGUCACCUAAUUUUUAGUGUGGUGCCAUCCAACUGCAAUGUGAGGGUCCGAUCAUGUUCCUAUUAUUGUGCACUUCCCUUCUGCACAGAAUUUAGUAUACCUUUGACUAAAGCUGUCUUGAUUUAUCUUGAAAUGCUUCACUGACAUUUAGUUCCUAUUCCUGUCUAUCAUAAUCUAGGAAGUACAUGGGGUGCAUGGAGAAGUAGUUUGUUAAAUUCUGCUUGUGUUGGUUCUGAUAGGUGAUCUCACCCUGUUCAUACUUUCAAGGGGAUGGCCCAUGCAUCUGCACCAUAUCCAUGUAUGUAAACUAAGGUAGACAACAUGUGAUAUUGCAUUUGGGAAUAUGUAUCUUUGCUGAUUGGAUCAUUGUCAAUCUUUUGGUUUUUAUAUUGUCUCAAGCUUUGCUAGAACACAUCAUUUCAAAACAUUUGGUGAUCGGAACCCUGAACCAUAGUUGUCAGGAGCUAAGUCUUUAAUAAUUAAUUUUACUGUGAUGUGUGAUGCUUGUCUCAAAUUAUGUCAAUAUCAUCAUUACUGUCAUAUGCAGAUUUAGUUUAUUAUUAUGAGGUUGAUAUGUUACUGCUAGGUUUACUGGCCUCGCACUGAUAUUUAGUCCUGUGAGCGUGUUUUCAUAUACUGUACUGUAAUGUUUUUCAUGUAGUCAUAAUGUUCACUGUCCAUUAGAAAAUCACAUUGUGUGAUGUGAUGUGAUUUGCAUCACUAAUCCUGGUUUUAUUUUAUCAUUUUCAAAUUUAUGGAUCAAGGCCUGUGGCACGGUUCCAUCAAUUCAUCUUGGUUUUCUUUACUAAAAUUUGUACAAAUUAAAAAAAAAUCUAUCUUAAAA
Thrips palmi is the source of this 3005-nucleotide messenger RNA. Its product is annotated as dnaJ homolog subfamily B member 14. NCBI's taxonomy places the organism in Eukaryota, Metazoa, Arthropoda, Insecta, Thysanoptera, Thripidae. Gene Ontology annotation, molecular function: Hsp70 protein binding. Gene Ontology annotation, cellular component: endoplasmic reticulum membrane. Gene Ontology annotation, biological process: cellular response to misfolded protein. The transcript has 9 exons. The record is from RefSeq and is a predicted model, not a curated record. Bases 93 to 1187 code for a protein of 364 amino acids.